AUAAAAGAACCAAAAAUGCAUUUUACAAAUUGUACACUUUUUGUAAGUUUUUUAUAUAUUUAUCUAAUAUUAUGUUACACCGAUUGUGCCGAUGGUAUUGAACCAAUUUCCACCGCCGCAGUAGUUUUGGGCGUGGGAGCUGGCUAUGGCUUGCUUAAAGAUCAAACCUACUGCCGGUUCUACGAGUGCUGUGAUGAACGAAGCAUUCCGGGUCUUACGCGGUCUCUUCAGUAUAAUCUAGAGACACAAGUUUACGGCCAGCAUAUAGUCAAUAAGCACAUUGUACAGGCAAUAUCCGCCCAUUUCAAUAAUCUAGGUACUUCGCGCAAACCACUUGUUAUUAGCUUUCAGGGCCAGCCCGGAACCGGUAAAAAUUUUGUGGCCGACCACAUAGCCAAAGCGUUGUAUACAAGAGGCUCGGAGAGUAAAUUUGUUCACAAGUUUCUGGGUCGAGCUGAUUUCCCUGAAGCCAUACGUGUUGAUACGUAUAAACAGCAUAUCAGUGAUGUCGUUCGUAAUUCCCUAAAAGCCUGUCCGCGGUCCUUGUUCAUCUUUGACGAGGUGGACAAAAUGCCUAGCGGUAUUUUCGAAACGCUUGCAUCAUUGGUUGAUUAUAACGCAUUUAAUGAUGGAACGGACCACAAAAAGGCCAUCUUCAUUUUCUUAUCCAAUACUGCGGGCGUUCAUGUUUCAGAUCAUCUGGGCACUUUAAUGAAAGGAGGUAAACUGCGCGAGGAGACACUUUUAAGCGACUUUGAACCGUUGCUGCAGAAGGCCGCAUAUAAUGUAGAAGGCGGUUUGCAAAAAACCAGCUUAAUAGAGUCGCAUGUCAUUGAUCAUUAUAUGCCAUUUCUUCCAUUGGAGAAAUCGCAUGUAAUCAAGUGCCUAGAGGCUGAGUUUCGGCGUUGGGGCAAAUCACCAGAUAAGGCCAUUAUCGAUGAAAUCAUUGGCACGUCGAUCGUCUAUGAUCGAAGGCAUGGCAUGUUUUCCGUUGCAGGCUGUAAGACGCUCGAGAAGAAGGUGGCUAUGGCGAUUAAUUAAUUAAUGCAUUGGUUUAAGCUUAACAUGGCCUCUGUUUGGUGUAUUAUAAAUAUUUUAUAUUGCUUAAAAAAAAAAAAAAAAACAA
Molecule: messenger RNA, 1126 nt
Organism: Drosophila willistoni
Lineage: Eukaryota; Metazoa; Arthropoda; Insecta; Diptera; Drosophilidae
Gene: Torsin
Product: torsin-like protein
Exons: 2
Coding region: 16-1041 (341 amino acids)
Biological process (GO): cellular response to misfolded protein
Molecular function (GO): ATP hydrolysis activity; ATP binding
Source: RefSeq, a predicted model, not a curated record